This is a messenger RNA of Daucus carota subsp. sativus, 3964 nucleotides long. Its product is annotated as TNF receptor-associated factor homolog 1a. Lineage: Eukaryota; Viridiplantae; Streptophyta; Magnoliopsida; Apiales; Apiaceae. The transcript is spliced from 13 exons. Bases 250 to 3753 code for a protein of 1167 amino acids. The record is from RefSeq and is a predicted model, not a curated record. Gene Ontology annotation, molecular function: protein binding.
GUACAAGAACUCCUCCACACCUAUACAUACAUAUAAAACAUACACACAUAAGCUCUUUGCAAUAUUUGCUUACAAAUUAUAUAUAACUUAUAUAUAUAAUUCUAGCUCUGCUCUGCUACUUCUGCUUCGACCCAAAUCUUUUUCUUCUCUCGUUGAUUUUGAGAACAAACAGCUGCCAUUCAUCUCUGUUGUUUGGUUCAGUAACUGAUAUUUUAAGGAGGGUUUAUUCUGGGGUCAUUUUAAGUGGGGAUGGCUGGGACUGCAAGUGAUGAAUCUGGAGUUGGAAGCUCGGUGGAGGGAAGUGGGCAGCAGCGUUGUCAAUCUAGUGAAGCAUUGGCUGAAUGGCGGUCUUCUGAACAAGUGGAAAAUGGACUAACUUCAACUUCACCUCCCUAUUGGGACACUGAAGACGAAGAUGAUUUUGGGCCAAAACCUUCUGAGCUGUAUGGGAGGUAUACAUGGAAGAUAGAUAAGUUUUCUCAAAUCAACAAGAGGGAGCUUCGUAGCAAUGCAUUUGAAGUUGGUGGCUACAAAUGGUACAUCUUGAUUUAUCCCCAAGGCUGUGAUGUCUGCAAUCAUCUCUCUUUGUUUCUUUGUGUAGCAAAUCAUGACAAACUUCUUCCAGGAUGGAGUCAUUUUGCACAAUUUACAAUUGCUGUUGUGAAUAAAGAUCCAAAGAAGUCUAAGUAUUCGGAUACAUUACAUCGGUUUUGGAAAAAGGAGCACGACUGGGGAUGGAAAAAAUUUAUGGAGCUGUCAAAAGUUUUGGAUGGGUUUAUCGAUGCUGACACUCUCAUUAUCAAAGCUCAAGUCCAAGUUAUUAGGGAAAGAGCAGAUCGCCCCUUUCGCUGCCUCGAUUGUCAGUAUAGAAGAGAACUUGUUCGUGUAUAUCUAACAAAUGUGGAGCAGAUUGCCCGCCGUUUUGUGGAAGAGAGGAGAGGCAGACUUAAAAGAUUAAUAGAGGAUAAAGCUCGAUGGCCGAGCUUCUGUGCGUUCUGGCUUGGACUUGAUCCAAAUGCAAGACGCCGCAUGUCUAGGGAGAAAACAGAAUCAGUUCUCAAAGUAGUUGUGAAACAUUUCUUUAUAGAAAAGGAAGUCACAUCUACUUUAGUGAUGGACUCCUUGCACAGUGGGCUAAAAGCCCUCCAAGGUCAAACUAAGAGCAACAAAGCUGAGGGAAUAUAUUUGGUUGAUGAAGAACCAUCAGUUCCCAUUGCUCGCAUGGAGAAAGACACAUUUAUUUUGGUGGAUGAUGUCUUACUACUACUUACGAGAGCUGCUGUCGAACCACUGCCGCCAAAGGAUGAGAAAGGUCCCCAGAACCGCACGAAGGAUGGUAGUUCUGGGGAGGACUUCUCUAAAGAUUCCAUUGUGCGUGACGAAAGGCGCCUUACAGAACUUGGUCGGAGAACAAUUGAAAUAUUUGUCCUAGCACAUAUUUUCAGUAAGAUUGAAGUUGCAUACCAGGAGGCUGUUGCUUUGAAGAGACAAGAGGAGCUCAUCCGUGAAGAGGAGGCAGCCUAUUUAGCUGGAAGUGAGAAAAAAAUGCGACGUGGUGUAGCUGACAAGGACAAAAAAUCCAAAAAGAAGCAGGGGAAACAGAAAAAAAAUAGUCGGAAGGUUAAGGACAAAGGAAGAUAUGAUAAGCCUGAUAAUGCUGUAGAGGACAAGCCGGAACAUGAAAGAAAUGACUUCUUAGUUGAAGAGUCAGAACCUGUUAGCAAACCCAUCCAAGUUGAAAAUGUUUCUGAUGUCUCAGAUUCAGUAGAUUGUUCUCUUGAAUUACCUCAGGCCGAUUCUGAAAAUGGAGAAUCCAGUCCUGUCAAUUGGGAUACUGACACAUCAGAAAUUCAUCCUACCACCGGAGCCAAUAGCAGUGGAAUUAGUGCUAUUUCAUCUGUACGGACUGAAGAAAGAAAAAGUCCUUCAGGAAUAGAUGAUAGUUCAUCUACAUGCUCAACAGACUCACUCCCAUCAGUAACAGCUAACGGGCCUUGUAAAGGAAGCUCACUUGUAAAACAAAACAGCCAAAAAUCAUCGUCAAGAGGAAGGAAUCUGAGGGUUAACGCCAUUCAAGAAGCAAGAGGACGUGACAUUGACUGUAAUAUUAAGCCAUCCAAUGCCUCUUCUGACCCAGGGCAGGUAAUUGAUUCAUCAGGAAAUGGAAAGGUGGCUAAACCAGAGAAGGCCGUCUCAAAUUCGUUACAGCAUCGGACUGAACAGGUGACAAAGAAGAAGGAAGUUGCGGGUCCUGAUAAGAAAUCGACUGUUACGGAGGUGACUGGUAUAAGAAAACCAAUUAAAGUAAAGACAACAACUACCCAAACCUCUCCUGGGAGACCAGUGAAGGAUCUGUCAUCUGCUCCUGAGUCAAAAUUACAGUUGAAGACUGCUUCCAGCAUUGACACUGUGUUGGUAAGCAAACAAUCUUCCCUAAGAGAUCAAAAGAGUGAUAAAAUGGCCAUUCCAGAAAUUUCAGCUGAAAGUGCAGUGCCAAGAGUCACUGAGAAAUCAAUCUCUCAGCAUAUUCCUUUCUCAUCCGAGAAGUCAAAAUGUGAGCGUCCGCCAGGUACAAGUGAAAAGCACAUAGCCCAGCAGGUGCCAGUCAAAAGUGAGAAGCCGAUGCCAACCCAACCAGGCAUUUUAAGGCCUUUAAGUGCACCUUUAAUUCCAGGGACUGAAGUGGGCACACCUGUUGUUCCUGUGGUCCAAACAGCACAGUCUCUGUCCCGUUCAGUGAGUGCAGCAGGCCGCUUGAACCGUGAUUCCUCGCCUGCAACCACUAGUCAUGUACCUCAGUCAUAUCGAAAUGCUAUGAUGGGAAACCAAUCUACUGCAAGUUCAACAGGUUACUCUCUCAGUCAGUCGUCAAAUUCAGAAGUAAAUUCGCAGCACUCUUACUUGCAGACAUCUUCUGUGAUAUCUCCACCGAUGUAUACACCCCAGAGCUCUCGUAGAUUGGACACAGAGUCAAUCCGAUCAGACCUUUUAUUCGGAAUGGUAAGUCAUGAUGUGCUGCAAAAUGUGCCUCAGUGGAUGGAGAACCAUAGAAUGGACAGCAGCAGAAGUAACAGCAUUCCUUUAAUACAUAAUGGGCCUCAAUGGAUGGAAGAUGUUCAACAGAAUACCAGCAGAAGCAUAAACAACGACCAUUCAUUGCAUAGUGACAUCCAAAACUUUGACAUGGUCAGGUCUGCACAGUCUAGAUCUCAAGAUCAGUUUCCUAUCGGAUAUCCUCCUGUUACAUCAGGGCGCCAGAACCCUGGUGUAUCCUCUGAUGAUUUUCCACAUCUAGACAUCAUUAACAACUUGCUAGAUGAUGAAAAUGGGAUUUUCAUGGCUGCAACCACAAGUUCAGGCUUUCAGACCUUCAGCAAUGGGCCUCAUCAUCUGAACCAGCAGCAGUUCACCUUUCCUGGUGAUUUUGGCCUUUCUGGUGAUUUGGGGCCCUCUGGUUCCCCCUUUUUUGAGCAAACUCAAAGUUACCAUGACGAUGACUAUUAUCAGAGUUACAACUUUGCUUCUGAUCAGUUCGACUCAAAUUGGAUUCACCAAGCUAAUCUACAACCUUACCAGAAUGAACAUAUCGAUGGGUUGGUACCAAAUCAAUGGCAGGUCGGUGAUUCUGAUCCAUCUUAUCUAAGCAUGAGAAGUUCAGAAAAUGAUAAUUUCUCGUAUCAUAUUCCUGAGUAUUCAAACUUGGUUUGUGGUACUAAUGGUUAUACUGUAUUCCGGCCUUCAAGUGGACAUUGAUAAAGAUUGCUGGACUAAAUCUUGUCACAAUGUCAGGUGCAUUACUCCGGUGUAAUGAAUAUAAAUAAUGUAAUUCGGAGGAAGAAGUGUUGGUUAUAGAUUUGGAGCUGAGGCUGCGACCUCUGUGCACGGAACCAUUUGUAAAGGAUGAUUUUGGUUUACUUUGUUUCUUUAGCAAAUAUAGACAUACAUGAAUUACUUUAGAUUCUAA